This is a messenger RNA of Alternaria burnsii, 987 nucleotides long. RefSeq lists its product as uncharacterized. The transcript has 2 exons. The record is from RefSeq and is a predicted model, not a curated record. The coding region runs from base 1 to 987 and encodes 328 amino acids. NCBI's taxonomy places the organism in Eukaryota, Fungi, Ascomycota, Dothideomycetes, Pleosporales, Pleosporaceae.
AUGGCAGGCAUCGGCCGUUUCCUCUAUUCCCAGCUUUUCGUCACACCUGUAAAGCCCAGCGGUGAUCUUACUGGAAAGACUGUUAUCGUCACGGGCUCCAACGUCGGUCUUGGAAAAGAGGCCGCGCGUCACUUCACUCAGCUCAAUGCUUCGACUGUGAUCCUUGCCGUGCGCUCCAUCGAGAAGGGUGAAGCAGCGCGUAAGGAUAUUGAAUCCACAACAGGCCGCAACGAUGUAGUCAGAGUCAUGCAACUGGACAUGUCGUCCUACCAAUCAGUUCUCGAUUUCGCCGAAAAAGCUAGCAAAGAGUUGGAACGAGUGGAUAUUGCAGUUUUGAACGCCGGCGUGAACCGCGGCGUCUGGGAGGUCUUCGAACAAGACGAAUCAACCAUCACCGUGAACGUGGUGUCUACAUUCCUGCUGGCUUUCGCUUUAUUACCUAAGCUCAAGGAAACGGCGAACAAGUUCAACAUUAGACCCACACUUACCAUUGUCAGCUCCGAGGUGCAUGAGUGGACACCGUUCGAUGAGAGGAAUGCACCCGAGGGCAAACUCUUCGAGAGAUUGAAUGAGAAGGUUGUCGAUGGGAAGGAAGUUGGACUCGGCAAUCGAUAUCAGGUCAGCAAGCUCAUGGAAAUACUAUUCGUCCGCGCAUUUUGCGAGCGAUACCCGGAAUCGAAUAUUCCAGUGACGGUGAAUCUCGUUAAUCCUGGCUUCUGCCACUCCGAAUUCGGUCGGGAAGGUCCAGGGUUUCUCGCCGUUAUGCGCUUUCUGCUCGCACGUACGACGGAAGUGGGAUCAAGAACUCUUGUGCACGCCGGUACUUCAGGUGUCGAGACCCAUGGAAAGUAUCUCAGCGACUGCGAGAUUACUGAGCCGAGCGCUUUCGUGCGGAGCGAUGACGGAAAGAAGGGUCAAGAAAAAGUCUGGAAAGAGUUGGUGGAGAGACUUGAGGGUAUCAAGACUGGAAUCACAAAGAGCUUCUAA